AUGCUACCGGAAAUCAUCACCCCAACCGCGGCGAGAGCGCUCAAUGUGCCCAUAUCUGGACGGGUCAUCAACUGUGUCACGACCCUGCCGUACGAAAUCUACCGCGAGGGAGCGACGUACAAAAUUCGACCGCGACGUGGCAACUCGGCCCUCUACUCGGCGCUGGAUUAUAUGCAGUCUGGCGACGGAGACACCACAUGGACAUCGUCGCUGGUGGCGUGGACGGGCGAAAUCGCGCUGCCGGCCGCCACGUCGCUGCCAGACCUGGAGCUGUAUCAGAAGCUCACGGAGCAGGACAAACACAUGCUCGAACGGGAGCUGACCGAGGCGCAGGGCGGCACGCCGACUCACCCGAUCUGGACAGACUCGGGCGACACCGUGUCCACGGGCUACAACGAACAGCUGUCGCCCACCCGCCGCUACGCAGAAAACAUUCUGUGGCCCAUUCUGCACUACAUCCAGGGCGAACCCACCGACGGGCGCGACGAGAAAAAAUGGUGGAGCGACUACGAAGACCUCAACCGCAAGUACUGCGACAAGGUUCUGGACAUCUACAACGAGGGCGACGUCAUCUGGAUCCACGACUACUACCUGUUCCUGUUGCCCAAAAUGAUCCGCGAAAAGCUGCCCGACGCCCGGAUCGGCUUCUUCAUGCAUGCGCCGUUCCCGUCGUCAGAGUACUUUCGGUGUCUGGCAAAGCGCCAGGAGCUGCUGCAGGGCGUGCUGGCGUCGAAUCUCAUUUCCACCCAGAGCGAGGCCCACAAACGGCACUUUAUGAGCGCAUGUUCCCGCAUUGUGGGCGCAGAAACAGCCACGCCAACGUCCGUCUAUGCCUACGGCCAGUCCGUGUCCGUGGUCGCUCUGCCAAUCGGCAUCGACACGGCAAAGGUGGAGGCGGACGCCUUCACUGAUGAAAUAACGGAAAAAGUGCGGGCGAUUCGGCAGCUGUACCCCGACAAGAAGAUCAUUGUGGGCCGAGACCGGCUGGAUUCGGUCCGGGGCGUGGUGCAGAAGUUGUAUGCGUUCGACGUGUUUCUCAAACGGUACCCCGAGUGGCGGGAUCGCGUGGUACUGGUGCAGGUGACGUCACAUACCGCCACAGGCACGCGCAAAGUCGAAAAGAAGGUGGCCGAGCUGGUGUCAUCCAUAAACGGCAGAUAUGGUGCCAUCCACUUUUCGCCAGUGCAUCAUUACACCAAGCACAUUGCUCGCGAGGAGUAUCUGGCUCUGUUGCGAGUGGCGGACCUUUGUCUCAUCACUUCGGUUCGUGAUGGCAUGAACACCACUGCCUUGGAGUUUAUUGUGUGCCAAAACGGCAACAACUCUCCGUUGAUUCUGUCCGAGUUCACGGGAUCGGCCGGAAACCUGCCUGGCGCGAUUCUGGUGAACCCCUGGGACGCUGUUGGGGUUGCAGAGCAGAUCAACCGGACAUUCCGAAUGGGCCAGGACGAGAAGCUGGCGAUCGAGCAACCGCUGUACCAGCGGGUGACCGCCAACACGGUGCAGCACUGGGUGAACCGGUUUGUAUCGCAGGUGAUCAGCAACACCUUCCGAACCGACCAGUCUCAUCUGACGCCGAUUCUCGACAAUCACAAACUUGUGGAGCGGUUCAAGAUGGCCAAAAAGCGAGUGUUUUUGUUUGAUUAUGACGGCACUCUCACGCCCAUUGUGACGGACCCUGCCGCUGCCACUCCUUCAGACGGUCUGAAGCGGGACCUUCGAGCGCUGGCCAAGGACCCCCGGAACGCCAUAUGGAUAAUUUCCGGCCGUGACUCCACGUUCCUGGACAAGUGGCUCGGCGAUAUUGCUGAACUUGGCAUGUCUGCCGAGCAUGGCUGUUUCAUGAAGAAUCCAGGCACCACCGACUGGGAGAACUUGGCAGCCAACUUUGACAUGAGCUGGCAGAAGGACGUGAACGACAUUUUCCAAUACUACACGGAGCGGACACAGGGGUCGCACAUUGAACGCAAGCGUGUGGCUCUGACAUGGCACUACCGACGAGCAGACCCUGAAUUUGGGCUGUUUCAGGCCCGGGAGUGCCGGGCACAUCUGGAGCAGGCGGUGGUGCCCAAGUGGGACGUGGAGGUGAUGAGCGGCAAGGCCAAUCUUGAAGUACGGCCCAAGUCGGUCAACAAGGGUGAGAUUGUCAAACGGCUCAUUUCUGAGUACUCAUCAGAGGGCCGGCCCCCGCAGUUUGUCCUGUGUAUGGGUGACGACCAGACGGACGAGGACAUGUUCAAGGCUCUCAAGGAUGUACCUGAUUUGGACAGCGAGAGCAUUUUCCCCGUAAUGAUUGGGCCUCCGGAGAAGAAGACCACCGCCAGCUGGCACCUGCUGGAGCCCAAGGGCGUCCUGGAGACGUUGAAUGAGCUGGCCAAGUUGGAGGGCGAGAGUAAGAUGUAG
Yarrowia lipolytica CLIB122 is the source of this 2403-nucleotide messenger RNA. RefSeq lists its product as uncharacterized. Gene Ontology annotation, cellular component: alpha,alpha-trehalose-phosphate synthase complex (UDP-forming); cytosol. The record is from RefSeq and is a predicted model, not a curated record. NCBI's taxonomy places the organism in Eukaryota, Fungi, Ascomycota, Dipodascomycetes, Dipodascales. Gene Ontology annotation, molecular function: trehalose-phosphatase activity. Gene Ontology annotation, biological process: trehalose biosynthetic process; fungal-type cell wall organization; cellular response to heat.